Mytilus trossulus (common blue mussel) is the source of this 2102-nucleotide messenger RNA. RefSeq names its product multidrug and toxin extrusion protein 1-like. Gene Ontology annotation, molecular function: antiporter activity; xenobiotic transmembrane transporter activity. Gene Ontology annotation, biological process: xenobiotic detoxification by transmembrane export across the plasma membrane. The transcript is spliced from 18 exons. Bases 50 to 1735 code for a protein of 561 amino acids. Gene Ontology annotation, cellular component: membrane. The record is from RefSeq and is a predicted model, not a curated record. Lineage: Eukaryota; Metazoa; Mollusca; Bivalvia; Mytilida; Mytilidae.
GGGUUGUAUUAAUAAGUCUACGUUGGUCGACUUAUUUGCUGGAGUAAAAAUGAAAAUAUUUCCAAAUGGAUACAGGAUAGAGCUAAAGGAAUUACUAGUGUUAGCUUGGCCGAUUACCAUAGAGACCCUUUUACAGUACUUAAUAUUGUCAGUAAGUUUGCUGUUUUGUAGUCAUCUUGGAAAAGAAGCGUUAGAUGGAGUUCAAUUAGCUACAACAACUAUAAAUGUAGUUGGUUCAUCUGUGAUCAUUGGUUUAUGUACGGCAUUCGAUACUCUAUUCUCACAGACAUUUGGAAGCAAAAACAAGAAUAAUAUUGGUCUCAUUCUACAACGAGGUAUUCUUAUCAUGUUAUUGGCCUGCAUACCAAUGUUUGCAGUCUUUGUUAAUACAGAGUAUUUAUUGAUCCUGGUAGGCCAAAAUCGUGAGGUAGCGAGACUCAGUGGUCAGUUCGUACUCAUUGUUAUUGCCGGAUUUCCAGGAUGUGUAAUAACAUUUGUUCUCAUGAGAUAUUUACAGUGUCAAAAUAUUGUUAUCCCUGGAGUUAUCUUACAGUUAGUUGCAAAUAGUUUCAAUAUAGUAUAUCAUUUAAUUUUGGUUAUUGGAUUAGAUCUAGGGGUCAGAGGUGCAGCAGUCUCUGUUGUAUGCACAUACUGGACGGAAGUUCUAUUAUACCUUAUGUUCAUAAGAUUCAGUAAAAUUUAUGAGAAUUCAUGGACAGGGUUCAGUAAAGAAGCUUUUCUAGAUUGGAGCACAUUUCUAAAUCUUGCGAUACCUGGAAUAUUUAUGAUAUCAGUAGAUUUUUGGAGUUUUGAAAUAUCAACUUUAGUCGUGGGUAUCCUCGGAAAUGUUCAACUGGCAGCUCACAGCAUUGUAUUCCAGAUCAAUCAGUUAAUAUUCAUGAUUCCAUUAGGGUUAUCUUCAGCUGUUUGUAUUAAAAUUGGACAAAAUGUUGGUGCUGGGGAUCCAAUCAAAGCUCAAACAACAUCAAGAGUUGCAAUCUUCGUUGGAUGGAUAGCUGCGUUGUUUACCAGCACAUUUUACAUUUCAAUGAAAGAUAUUGUUCCAAAAGCAUACACAAGCAACAGAGAAAUCUUACAGUUGACUUCAAAAGUGAUGCCACAGAUAGCUACAUACAACUUUAUCGAUAUAACAAUGCUGGUUUUGAAUGGUAUUUUACGUGGCACAGGACAUCAGAAAUACGGAGGCAUUGUUACGGUUAUAGCGCAUUAUAUCAUAGGAGUACCGCUUAUGGUAGUACUUGUCCUGUACACAUCUUUAGAAAUUGCAGGUGUAUGGUGGGCCUUCUGUACAGCUAUUGUGCUCAUGUUUGGUCUAUAUGCUGCCAAAGUAUUUUCAAUAAGCUGGGAAAAUGAGUGUAUAAAGGCACAAGAAAGGACAGCAUUAAAUGUGACAUACAAAGACCCUCCCGUCUUUGAAGGGGGUCCACUAUCAUCCAGUGAAUGCAGCUAUUCAGACACCAAACCAAGUACUGCGGACUGCCGACAGCUGUUUGAACAAAUAGUCGAAGAAAGCCCGCCAUCUCUGUUUAAAGUUGUUUUAUGUCAACGAUGCUUUAUAUUUGUUGUAUUACUGCUGAUUUUAGUUGUUAGUAUUGUAUUAAAUUUGUUUUUCCAUAGUAAGUUAAAAAGUGAUGUAGAAUGUUUUGUAAAUGAUACAAUUUACAAUGUCACCGAACAUUUGAAUAUAACGACGGCAAUCUCUUGCAAGCCUUAACCGUUAAAGCCUCGGUCACACCUUACCGGAUAGCUCGAACGGACGCCUAACAGAUAGCUUUUUUACAAUCCGUUCAUGUCCGUUAGACGUCCGUUCUUAUCCGUAAGCGUCCGUCCAUAUCAGUUGCAUGUCCGUUAAGCGUACGUUUUAUCCGUCGACGUCCGUUCUGUCCGGUGGAAAAUUUUGAGCAUGUUCAAAACUUUUAACGGACGUCCAACGGAUGAAAUGUCCGUACGUUUUAUCCGUCGACGUCCGUUCAGUCCGUUGGAAAAUUUUGAGCAUGUUCAAAACUUUGAACGGACGUCCAACGGAUGAAAUGUCCGUUAUGCGUCCGUUUUGUACGCUACUCUUCCGUUUUGUUUCCGUU